Messenger RNA from Miniopterus natalensis, 825 nucleotides. Lineage: Eukaryota; Metazoa; Chordata; Mammalia; Chiroptera; Miniopteridae. The record is from RefSeq and is a predicted model, not a curated record.
ACUUAGCUCAUUCUUGGUAUGUUGAGUUUUAGGUGGCAGCAGAACACGCAAGUGAUACCCUGGGAUCUGAGAAAACAAAACCUCAAGCAGAGAACAUCCAGGUGCUGGGACCGCCACAUUGCUGAAGGGUGCUUCUGCCUCCCAUGGAAAAAUAUACACAUGUUUAAAGCCAGGCAAGAUUUCCCAAAGGAAAGUAAGCGCAUGACCAGCACAUCUGUGCAGGGCAACAGUGACCAGAGCUUUGCAGAGGAGCUCUGCUACGCCCUCAUCGAUCACCGCGUCCUCGGGAGAAGGCCAUCGGGGAACUCUGCUGAGGAGUACUACGAGAACGUGAUCCCCCAGGCCAAGAAGCCCAGAGGGUCGUUUAGAGAAACCGAGACUGAGUACUCACUUCUCCAUAUGCCUUCUACCCCUAGGCAUCCGCCUUCCCCAGAAGAUGAGUAUGAAGUUCUAGUGCCCGAUAGAAUCUCCUCUCAUACCCUGCAACAUCCACAUCUACAACCAUGCCCUUCUGUAGCUAGGUUUUCCAACUUGUAGGGAAGCAGUUGGACCAACAUUUGUUCCACACUGGCACAUAAAAGCUGGGGUUGGGGAGCUCUGCUUGCCUCUCCCACCCUCACCUCCGCAUACACAAAAUAGCCCUUUCUACAGGGGUCUCUGAAGAGCAUGGUUUAUAAACCAGAGGGCCUCUUAGAUCCUAUUCAACAGUCAACAUCCAAAAAUCAACCAACUAUCCCGAACACCACCCUUAGAGAAGGGAGUGACCGUAUUUGGUUCUUUUUCUUUAAAAAAAAAAAAAAUCUUUAUUGAUUUCAUGGAGAGGAA